Messenger RNA from Girardinichthys multiradiatus, 702 nucleotides. It is a transcript of the gene ccl20b, whose product is annotated as chemokine (C-C motif) ligand 20b. The transcript has 4 exons. Lineage: Eukaryota; Metazoa; Chordata; Actinopteri; Cyprinodontiformes; Goodeidae. Gene Ontology annotation, cellular component: extracellular region. Gene Ontology annotation, biological process: lymphocyte chemotaxis; cellular response to interleukin-1; chemokine-mediated signaling pathway. Gene Ontology annotation, molecular function: CCR chemokine receptor binding; chemokine activity. The record is from RefSeq and is a predicted model, not a curated record. Bases 93 to 377 code for a protein of 94 amino acids.
CACAUGGUGUGUAGCAAUCGCUGGAUUCCUUCAGACCUGUUCCACCUAUUCAGCUUCAAACUUGGCAGAGGGAGAACACCGGCUGAGUAAAAAUGGCAAACAGAAAAGCCUGUCUCUUUGCAGCUCUGUGCUCCCUCCUCAUUGUUGCCAGCUUCAUCGGCAGCUCAGAGUCAGCGAGCUGCUGCAUGAAUUACACCAAGAAGAAGCUACCCUGCAAAGUCGUAAAGGGCUACACAAUUCAGCAUAUUAAUCGUUCCUGUGACAUCGAUGCUAUCAUCUUCCACCUCCGCGGGAGGUUCGUGUGUGCUGACCCUUCCAAGCUGUGGACCAUGAGGGUGGUGAAUUGUGUGGAUGAGAGGAUGAGGAGGUUCAAUUGAAUCCUAAGAGGGAAACCAUUGGACAAUGACAGCCACACUCCUGGAGCCAAAAUGGUUGAAGAAAAUAAAAUAAAUUAUAUUUAAGUUUCUCCCAAAGUCUCACUGAAGGGUAACAGGGAUUCUAUAAGUUUAUCUGUGACCUUUUUUAUCUCUUCUGUUUUAUAAACAGGAACGUGUAGUAUUAAUAAUAUCCCAAGUAUAGCUUUGCUAAAAUGCUAUAAAAUAAUCCUUUUGUAUGUUGGUAUUUCUUGUAUUAUUUUUGCUGUGAGAAAAAAAACAACCUUUGUUUUAAAUUAUUUUUCAAUAAAUGUACCUGAAAACUUCA